Molecule: messenger RNA, 3861 nt
Organism: Sclerotinia trifoliorum
Lineage: Eukaryota; Fungi; Ascomycota; Leotiomycetes; Helotiales; Sclerotiniaceae
Source: the annotation of a GenBank genome assembly
UUCUCUUGUACUUCUAAUGUUUUAAGUGAAUUUGUAUAAAUUAUUUGAGAACAGGUCGACUGAACUUCUUUUACUUUUACUCAGCAUUUGGGCCUCAUCGUGGGGGCUACUGCGGGGUAACAUAUACACGAAGUGGUCACGUUGGGGCACCAAAAUCCACUUCACUGCAGCAGACAUACAACACAUCGCAUAUUUCAAUUUGCAUUGCUACGUUGACAUUUCAUGAUGAGAUUAUAGUCAACGUCUUUACCUUCAUUUCGAAAUCUGAAUUCAUACAUUGAACCUUCAAGAUGAGUUUUGGUGAAUCUCCUUCAGAUAUCAUAACUGUGGUAGCUUUUUGCGGCGAAUUAUACCGAAAAUGUCGAGCAGCAGGUGGUGAAUAUGAUGAAACAACUCGAGAAGUUCGUGGUUUGCAUACCGUUCUUAAACAUCUAAAAUCAGAAGUCAAGGAUGGGGAUUCUCCACUCAAUAAGGAUCGGAGUAUAUGGGUAAGACAAUUGGCGCCAAUUAUUUCGGAUUGCAAUUUUACCCUGAAGCAGCUUAAUGGGUUGUUGUUCGAAUAUGGAAGACUAUUUGGAGGGAGUGCGGUUGAAAAUGGUAGUAGUAAGAUUUCGUGGGAUGGAAAGAGGUUUGGAAAUAAUGAGAUGGAUAGAUUGGGUGCGAUUAGAGUGAAGAUGACAUCGCAUAAAACGAGUUUAACAGUAUUUCUUGAUACUAUACAAUUACAAGAACAAGGGAAUAAGGAAAUGGGUUUAAGUGUACAGCGGGAACAGCUAGAUAUCAUUUUGGACAAGGUAGACCAUAUUGCAGCGAGGAUGAGCCACAAGGGUGGGACUUUCAUGACCAGUUAUGAGGAUGGUGAUAAGGAAAUUUGGAAACAGUUCAGGAGGAGACUGAUUGCGGAGGGAUUUUCUAGUGAUGUUUUGCGAAAACACAAGGUAUUUGGAUAUUCUAAUUCUGAUAGAACAAUGACUUUUCUACUAACAAUAAGUAGGAUGUCCUAAGAGCAUAUAUACGGCAGAUGGAGCAAGACGGCCUACUUGCCAGAGAACCACCUACGCUCCAAAUUCCCAGCCCAAUGAGCCCCCAUCCUGAACGUUGGAUUAACUCAACACAUUCCAAAUCAUCUCAUGCACAACCACUUUCUUUCGAUUCUAUUGGUAGGGAUGACAGUGGGGUAAAAGAAAUGAUACAGCGAGAAGAAAAUGUGAGAUUCCCAACAUCGAUGAAAUUGGAAAGACUAAAGCCAGAGCCUCAUUUGGAUACAUGGUUCGAAGGACAACCGGAGCGACAACCUUCUUCUAUUCGUGGCCAAUUAUCUCCAUCCUUAACUCCAAAAAUCUCAGCCGCACAACUUAUAAAGCCAGAACGGCAAUUGGACACAAGCGGCUCAGAAUAUGACACGUCAUCUAUCCAUCGACAUCAGACGAAGUCUCCGCCCAAUAUAAUUCAAACAAGUGACCUGUCCCUCUUUCCUGUCAUCGAAACCCCACAACUUUUUCCUCCACCAUCUCCAUCAACUCAUCACUUACAGUCUCACCCCAACGAAGCAACACGAUCUAUGGCUCUUAAACCAAGUCGACGUUCUGACAGGGCAACAUCAAAACGCACACGUCGCGUACGAUUUGAUCUUUCAGACAGUCAACCAUCACCUAAAAUGAAUACACCUGUCACUGUAACUAGUCCGAGACAUGAUUCCACAGUACCUGUGGCGAGAUUGGGCCCUGAUUCAAAUGGAAAAGAGAUCUCGCCUGGUGCAAUAUGGACAAGGGUUAAGAGAUCUUUGAUAUCGCUUGAAGUUCUGGAUCAAGAUGGAAGACGGUAUGAAGUGUAAGUUAUUACUCAUAUCUGCUAUUUUCAUAAUCAUAAAUUAAACGGGUAUUGACAAGAUAUCACAGUCGUCCAGAAUCUGUGGCGAUAUUGGGUUUCCUUACCAAAGAGGAAAUUCAGAACUAUGCCUCCCGCUCCCACACCUUGAGAGAAGAACGAUGGCGUAAACAUCAUCUAGUAGCAAUGGGUCCUGAAGAAGGAUCUACAAAGGAGAAACUUCCGGAAACAAGACGAAGAAGAAACUCAUCGUGUUCUGACAGUUCAUCCGGUGGGAAUAGUACCUCGGCUUCAGACUCAGACUCAGGCUGGAAUUCAGACUCAGAGUCAGAGUCAGACUCGAACUCUGACUCCGAAUCCGACUCAAACUCAGACUCGGACUCGGAUGAUGAUAGCCACCGAAAGAAGGGAAAAGGCCAAGACAAAAAAGAAAGCAAUGUGGAUAAAAGGGAAGACCGACGUGAAAGAGGAGAAAGAGGAGAUGAACAAGACAGAGCAGAACGACGAGAAUGCGUGGAGAGAAACGAUCGUGAUCGCGAACCCUCUUAUACCUUCUCUCCUACCCCUGCACCAUACCUGUCUUCUCCCAAAAAUCAAUCCCAGCCUUUCGCAGCCUCACCAAACACAUACAAGCCGUCUUCUCCCAGAAAUGAACCCCAGUCUUUCUCAGCCUUACCAAACACAUACAAGCCGUCUUCUCCCAGAAAUGAACCCCAGUCUUUCUCAGCCUUACCAAACACAUACAAGCCGUCUUCUCCCAGAAAUGAACCCCAGUCUUUCUCAGCCUUACCAAACACAUACAAGCCGUCUUCUCCCAGAAAUGAACCCCAGUCUUUCUCAGCCUUACCAAACACAUACAAGCCGUCUUCUCCCAGAAAUGAACCCCAGUCUUUCUCAACCUUACCAAACACAUACCAGUCAUCCCCCCGAAAUGAACGCCAGUCGUUCUCAACCUUACCAAGCACAGUCCCAAUCGACACACCUAGUCUGUCAAAUAUCCCCGGCUUAGAUCAAUCACUACAUGGAUACGCACCACCUCCAAUGCCAUUUCUCCCACAGCAGGCUUUUUUACAACCAUCCAUUUACCCAAUACGGACUCAAGAGGCAUACGCCCCAGGACCUUCAUAUCCCGAUCCAUUCCUCUCUCCCCACCUCUACGCCGAUCCCCCGCACUCGCCCUUCUCAUCCAUACCUACAUAUCCUCCCUCCCAAUCAACAUCUUUUCGUCUCUUUCCUUCUUCCUCUAAUAAAGCCUACGAUACAGAACACAUCCCUCGUCGCCGUAGCCAUCGUCGUUCACAUUCUCACUCUCAUCACUCCCGAGAUCGCGAUUAUAAUUCUCAUAGAUCGAGAAAUAGGGAUAGGGAUAGGGAUAGGGAUAGACAUAGACAUAGAGAUGCAGAUGGUUUCGGAAGAACACCUUUGACAGGUAGUGGGUGGCGGGAUCAUCUUGCUGUGGCGGGACUUGGGGGCGCGGCGUUGGGAUUUUUGACUUUGUUGAGUGAGACUGCUGAUGGACUUUAGAGGUGGUGGUCAGGGGUUGUUGGUAGAGUGGCGUUUUAUUUGGAGGGAGGGAAGUGGAGGGAGAUGGGUGAUGUGAUAGUAUAGUAUGAAGAAAUUGGUGAAAUGAAAGGAUGAAGACAAGACAUGACAUGAACGAAUUUAUGACUGAAAGGUUAGGCACGGCACUGUAUGUUUUGGUAUGGAAACGGAGUCUAAGGAAUGGUUUUGACGGUUUGACGAUUGACGAUUGAUGAUUAAACGAUAACUUCAAAAACUAGGAGUUGUAUCAACAUCAUCAUCGAGUAUACCGUUUCAUUUAUGGUUUUUAUCUUCUUAUCUAGGGUUAUUUCCUAUUUCAGUAACAAAAUAUCAUCGAUACCGCUAUGACACCGAUAUCAUGCAUAUAUACACACUCUUUUUAUUUUCAAAAUUUAUCUUGGAUAUUCAAUAUUUAUCGUCCUGGUUUCUAAUAAAUGAGCUUUGUUGUUUCUUUUGUGGUGACUGUGUCUUGAAUGAUCUUGUAUAUGUAUA